Aspergillus wentii DTO 134E9 is the source of this 2199-nucleotide messenger RNA. RefSeq names its product Zn(II)2Cys6 transcription factor. Lineage: Eukaryota; Fungi; Ascomycota; Eurotiomycetes; Eurotiales; Aspergillaceae. The transcript has 9 exons. Gene Ontology annotation, biological process: positive regulation of transcription by RNA polymerase II. Gene Ontology annotation, cellular component: nucleus. The coding region runs from base 364 to 1989 and encodes 541 amino acids. Gene Ontology annotation, molecular function: DNA-binding transcription factor activity, RNA polymerase II-specific; zinc ion binding; transcription cis-regulatory region binding. The record is from RefSeq and is a predicted model, not a curated record.
AUUUCUCUGGGGCUGAGGGAAAAGAGACCCUCUCAUACCAUUGCGUUGCGUCGACGCCAAGAGAGAGAUCAUCCUUCACUUUCUCUUAUGGUGGCUCGAUGUGCUUUCUUUUUCUUGCUUAUUAUUACUUUAUUAUUGCCUGUGCUCCCCUUCUCUCUCCACUCCGCGUGAACCAUUUGUCUCUUGGAGAUUUUAACCAUCAUUACAUAUCUGUCGCUAUUUGUGAGCGCCUACACCCCGCGUCUCGCCGUGCGAUCUGUUGCUUAUUCGAUCAUUAUUUCGACGUUGGCUUAAUCUCAUUGGUAUCGAGGUCUUUUCUAUCCAUGGCUGCGCUCGCCCUCCAAUAACAAAACUGACGGCGUGAUGAGGGGAUGUCUUACCUGCCGCCAGCGCCAUUUGAAAUGUGACAAGACUGGUGUCGAGUGUCUAAGGUGUCAGCGAUCAGGACGACAGUGCAUUCCUGCCCCCGUGAAAGCGGAAGAAGUCACUUUUCGACACGGUCAGAACCCAUCAUUGCGAACCAAGGGCCCUCCUCGUUACGGAGAGAGUGAUUUGUCUUUUCCUGACGAUCAGAUUUGGGUAAAUAUGCCUCCCGAAGUUGCUUUUGAGGAUGAGACAACUCGCACGGCUGCCGAUUACCAUGUAGUUCCGGUAGGGACGCCACCAUUUAUUGUGAGAGCAGCGUCUGAAAGUCGAUCUUCAGCCUCAUUGGCUACCUUGACACCUUCCAUCGCUCCUAGCCAUUUGCCGCGCCCAUUUUCCCCCGGGGAUCCGAGCUGGUCCAGAACUUUGCCUAUAUCCCGAUCUGUUUCAUCAAAUUCGCUUUUGCCCUCGAACAUUUUGGUCAGCCGUCAACAACUAGGAAACUUCAACGAGGCCUUCCUUCUUCGGCAUUUUCGCAAGAAUCUAGGCGCCUGGCUUGAUGUAUGUGACCCAGACAGACGCUUUGCAGCAGAUGUUGUGGAGCGGGCACCAUCGUGUCCACUCUUACUAUAUGCAUGUCUGGCAAUAUCCGCUCGACAUCUCUCACACACAACGAAAUCCGUUCCACCGAAUACUGCAGACGAAUAUCACGAGCGGUGUAUUGGAAUUCUUCUUCCGGUAUUGGAUAAUACAGACUUCAAGAUCAGCAUCGAUAUUCUCCUCGCCUCUACCGUUAUUCUGCGCUUCUUUGAACAAAUUUCCUCUCAUACACCGUCUAAUGAUCUGCAGCGACACCUUCUAGCGGGAUCGGUGUAUAUUAGCUCUCAUGCGGACUGCGCGAUUUCAGGUGGGCUCGCUGAAUCAUCAUUCUGGAUAUUCGUGAUUCAGGAUAUCCAGUUCGCUCUCGCGUGCCAGAAUCCCUUGCGAUUGACCUUUGGUCCAUUCGAAGAGAAACUUCGUCAUGCAUGGGAUGUUAGGCCUUCACAAACCGACCGUGAUUGGACUCACCGAGCAAUAUGGCUGUUGGCUGAGACGAUCAACUUUUGCUAUCUCACGAACCAUGAAAGCGCCAUUGACCCCAUUAACGGUGACGCGUUGAAAAGGAAGAUCUGCACUUGGGAAACAGAAAAGCCGGACAGUUUCCGACCACUCCACUUUUCUCCUGCUGAUCCGAGAAGCGGAAGGCCAUUUCCUGUGGUCUGGUAUACAAAUUCUUGGCAUGCUACUGCGAUACAGCACGUCUGCAUGGCCAAAGCCCUGAUACUCCAACGCGAUUUAAGAACCAUGCGCAUGGGCCCAGAUUCGAAUCGGGAGUUUAGAAGAAUGAGGGAAGACGUCAUGGAAAAUCUAGGCAUUCUGUUUGGAAUCGCGCUUUCGACAGACGACGAUCCGUCUGCCCGCAUCAUGGCUUGUCAUGCACUCUGCGCUUGUGGCUCAUGGAUUCAUGACCCCUUAGCACAGAACUGUCUGCUGGAUUUGUUGCGCCGAACAGAAGCCGAGAAUGGAUGGCCGUGGGCCUUUGCGGCCCAGAAACUCGACCAGGAAUGGCGCCUAAAUACGAGAUAAAUCCUAAAUGCCGACAACUAUGCCCAAUUUGCAGCUAGUUUAUCGAUCGAAACCACGUUAGACUAACCCUGAACGGGUUCACACCAUUGCGAUGUACAAAAAGUUUCGGCCGAUCGGACAAUGGGGGUCUGGGAAAGGGGCCUCCAAAGCACAUACAUAUUCUGGUCUGAGCAGAUUAUUGCUCAGCAACAUCAGCAGUCAUGAAGCAAC